AACUGUUAAAUAUUAAUGAGGCCGCGCUUACAUUGGUUACCUUCAUUGAGGAUCCUCCCACGGUAUUUAAAUAAUAUUCAUGAGCUAGUCUUAAGUCAUUCUAAACACACCCCCUGAGAUUUAAGCACCGGUUUUCAGAAAUAUUUCCCACACGAAGCAGCCCUGAUUUAUUCAUUACACACAGUUGUUGGUCUUUGUCUCUGAGGAUAUUUGACUACUGAGAGACAGAAUGACGACCUGCGGUCUCGUAACUGAACAAAAACAGCCAGUUCCUCUGAAGAGCAUCAGAGUUGAGGUGCAGGUGAAGAGUCAUGUAGCUACAGUCACCUCCACUCUGCAGUAUGUGAAUGAGGAAGAGCGCCACCUGGAGGCCUUGUUUGUGUUUCCUCUGCCUGCUGAUGCUGCUGUCUGUCACUUCAGUGCCAAGAUCGGAGAUCAGGAGAUUGUGGCAGAAGUUCAAGAGAGACAAACUGCGAGGGAUCAGUAUGAUGAUGCUGUGAGUUCGGGUCAGCAGGCGUUUCUGUUGGAAGAGAGUAAAGAAAGUUCUGAUGUGUUCAGACUGAGUGUUGGGUGUCUGUCUCCGGGUCAGAACGCUGACAUCACCAUCACAUACAUCACUGAGCUCUCUGUGCAGGCCGACCACUCGCUGCGCUUCUGUCUGCCUGCUGUACUCAACCCCAGAUACACACCAGCAGGUUCAGAUGCUGGAAUAGUUUCAGAGAUUUCGUCAUGUGUCUCUGUUCCCUACACUUUGACUCUUAGUGUUCAUGUGAGCUCUCCAAACCCCAUCUCCAAACUAGAGUCCAACUGUACUCUGGAUCCUCUUGUGUUCCUCAACUCUGAUCACACUCAGGCAACGGUGAAUCUGAGUUCUGGUCACAAGUUUGAUAAAGAUGUUGAGUUGUUUCUGUACUAUCAGAAUACCCAUCAGCCCACUGCUAUAGUGGAGGCAGGAGUGACCACAGCAAAACCAGGUUCUCUGAUGAGUGACCCAGUGGUGAUGAUAAGUUUGUAUCCAGAAUUCCCAGAGGAAGUGAUGUCAUCAUUAGCAACGCGGGGCGAGUUUGUUUUUGUGAUUGACAGAUCAGGCAGUAUGGACUGUAUGAUGCAUCGUGGGACAGGAGCACAAAUGCGUAUAGAAAGCGCAAAGGAAACUCUGCUGUUACUGUUGAAGAGUCUGCCCAUGGGCUGUUACUUUAAUAUCUAUGGAUUUGGCUCUCAUUUUGAGUCUUUCUUCCCUCAGAGUGUUGUGUACAAUCAGGACACAAUGGAUCAGGCACUGAAAAAAGUCAAUGAAAUGACAGCAAACAUGGGCGGCACAGAGAUUUUUCAGCCCCUGAAACACAUCUACAGUCAACCCUGUUACCCUGAACACCCAAGACAGCUGUUUGUCUUCACUGAUGGAGAGGUGGGGAACACUAAAGAGGUUCUGGAUCUUGUGAAACUUCAUGCUCACUCUCACAGGUGUUUCUCAUUCGGGAUUGGUGAGGGUGCAAGUACUGCCCUCAUCACAGGAAUGGCCAAAGAAGGAUCUGGACACGCCCAGUUCAUCACAGGCACAGACCGCAUGCAACCCAAAGUGAUGGAGUCUCUCAGGUUUGCUCUUCAGCCUGCAGUGAACAAGAUCUCAGUACAGUGGAAAGUACCAGAUGGCAUUACGGUUGACACACUGUCUCCAGCCAUCAGUGCGAUCUUCCAGGGUCAAAGGUCACACAUUUAUGCCCAACUUAAAGGACAGAGUUCAGAAAGCUCUGAAGGAUCAGUGAUAGUUCAAUACAACCUGAAAGAUCAACCAGUAACAAACCAGCUUCACUUUUGCCUUAAACCAACUGAGGACACUGGGUUGUCCAUCCACCGUUUGGCGGCCCGCUCUCUGAUCCGCCGUCUGGAGCAGGAGGAGAGGAUAGGAGGUGUAGAUGUGGAUGAUAUCAGGAGGAGGAUGGUGGAGAUCAGUGUUGAAGCAGGAGUGAGCAGUGUUCAUACAGCCUUCAUUGCCAUUAAUAAACACAACAGAGAGGCUGUGAAAGGACCUCUGAUACAGAGAAGAGUACCAACACGAGGUCAAUUUAUGUCAAGUUUAGCAGUAUAUGGGAUGUGCGAUUCUCUAGGGAUCAGUGAUUGUAAAAAUUGUGUUCGUUACAAGAAAUCAUUUAAUUUUCCAAGGAUGUCCAAGCGCUUAAGGACUGGUUCAAGACGAACACACAGGGCUGAAACGGUUUCUGCCGCAUGUAUGAAAGGAAGCGCGAUUCACAACCAAACAAAAGAUAUUACAGAAAGGCUUCAGGCUGACUCUCUUUUAAAAUGCGGACUGAUGGAUAUUCCACCUGUACAAGAACAGAAGACUGGAAUUAUGACAAAGGCCAGAAAUUUAUUUCGUCGUAAUUCUAAAAGCAAGUCUGUACAAUCUGACCAGAGAAGCUGUCAAAGCAAACAAGACGAAUCUAAUCCUGAGAUGAGCUCUGAUCUCCAUGAUGAUCCUUUACUUCAGCUGAUUUCUCUUCAAAAAGCUUCAGGCUGCUGGGAACUGAACGCUGCUUUGGCUCGAGUGUUUGGAAAGACUGAAGAUGAGCUGACCAAUCAGAAACCAGCACAGGUGGAUGGGUCAGUGUGGGCCACUCUUCUGUCUCUCAUCUGGUUAUACGGCUAUAAAAUACAGCAACAGAUUGAGUGGCAGUUUGUGGCCAUGAAGGCGGCGUCAUGGAUCGGCUCUCAGAACGUGGCCAGUCUGUCUCAGUGUGUGUGUGAUGGGAAUCAUCUACUGGGAUGUCAAGUGAAAGAAGAAACUUUGGGAAUCUGAAGACUUCAGUGUUUCUACUUCCUGUGAUGUCAGAAGACCAAAUAUCUCUUAUGAAUAUUUAGUGUAUUUACAGCAGUGUUGAGGCUACAUACUCAGAUUGAUGGCUGGCCCACCCAGUCAGAAGAGACACAAAAUAAAUGAAAUCACGCAUAAAUUUACAAUAAUCUCUUUAAUAAUAAUUGCUCAAAUACGCAUAAUUAAGAAAUAAAUAACUAUUUAUAUAGGAUGUUUACUAUUUGUUUACCGUUGUUUUUUUGUGUUUAUUUUCUUUAUUUGUUCUUAAAUUAUUUUCCUUAUUUCCAUUAUUUGCUGAUCCAAAUAUUAUUCGUUCCAUGACUCAAAAAACGUAUUGUAAUCUGUAAAAUUGUGUAAUUUAAGAGUAGCCAUUGAGGUCCACCCUAUUUCACUAGUCCCAGACUAGACUGAAUGUUUGAGCUGUGCUACCUGAAAACAUUGUUUGCAUUGUCAUUUUUUUUAAUAUAUCAGUGUCAUUGUUUUGUCUCAAGAACCAGUAAUGUCUUUGUAAGGCUUGUUUAAUGAAAAUGAUCUGAAAACCUCUAUGUAUUGUGCCCGUUAUUUUAAAUGUUUUCAAAUAAAAUUUGUGUACCCUAAACUGA
Messenger RNA from Misgurnus anguillicaudatus (oriental weatherfish), 3414 nucleotides. NCBI's taxonomy places the organism in Eukaryota, Metazoa, Chordata, Actinopteri, Cypriniformes, Cobitidae. The record is from RefSeq and is a predicted model, not a curated record.